AUGACCCCCUAUCCCCCUCCCCCCGUUCCUAGCAGGAAGACCCCAGCCACAGAAGUGCUUCCUCUGGAAAGGCAGCUCCACCAGGCCGCCCGCAGGAACAGCACAGGGAGGAUGAAGGAGCUGAUUGAGAGGAAGGUCAACGUCAGGGCCAGGAACCACGUGGGCAGGGUGGCCCUGCACUGGGCCGCGGGCGCGGGGCACGAGCCGGCUGUGCGGCUGCUCCUGGAACACGGGGCUGCCGUGGAUGACGAGGACGCGGUAUGGGCCCUCCUAGGGGCGCGCGUGUGUUUUGGGAUGAACGCGCUCCUCCUGUCUGCCUGGUUUGGCCACUUGCGGAUCCUCCAGAUCCUGGUUAACGCAGGGGCCAAGGUCCACUGUGAGAACAAGGACGGCCUGACCCUGCUGCACUGCGCAGCCCAGAAGGGCCACGUGCCCGUGCUGGCAUUCACCAUGGAGGACCUGGAGGACGUGGCCCUGGACCGUGCAGACAAGCUGGGAAGGACGGCGUUUCACAGGGCAGCCGAGCACGGGCAGCUGGACGCGCUGGACUUCCUCGUGGGCUCCGGCUGUGACCACAGUGUCAAAGACAAGGAGGGAAACACGGCCCUCCACCUGGCUGCUAGCCGGGGCCACGUGGCUGUGCUACAGCGACUCGCCGACAUCGGGCUGGACCUGGAGGAGCAGAACAGGGAAGGACUGACUGCCCUGCACAUGGCUGCUGAAGGGAGCCACCCCGACUGCGUGCAACUCCUCCUCGGGGCCGGGAGCGACGUGAACGCCCUCACCCAGAAGAAGUUGAGCUGCCUCCACUACGCGGCCCUCCGCGGCUCCGAGCACGUGGCCCGAGCGCUUAUCCGUGCAGGAUGCUGCACCAACAUGGCCGAUCACCAGGGCGCCACUCCUGUGCACCUGGCCGUGCAGCACAACUUCCCUGGGCUGGUCCAGCUCCUCAUUGACGCCGGCUGUGACUUGGAUGCCACCGACCAUAGGCAGCAGACGCCCCUCCACCUCGCCGCCGAGAACGCCUGGCAGGACAUAGCGGAGAUGCUUCUCAUCGCUGGGGCUGACCUAACCCUGAGAGAUAAGCAAGGAAAAACGGCGCUGGCGGUGGCCGCCCGCAGCAGCCACAUCAGCCUGGUGGACAUGAUCAUCAAAGCGGACCGGUUCUACCGAUGGGAGAAGGACCACCUGUCGUGCACCGACUCCAGCAGCCCCUCUGGGAAGUGCCUGACCUUUAAGCAGGACCAUCGGCAGGAAACGCAGCAGCUGCGUUCGGUGCUGUGGAGACUGGCCUCCAAGCACCUGCGGCCCCACGAGUGGACAAAGCUUGCAUACUCCUGGGAGUUCACCGAGGACCACGUUUGCGCCAUCGAGCAGCAGUGGACAGGUUCCAGGAGCUACCAGGAGCACGGCCACCGGAUGCUGCUCAUCUGGCUGCACGGCGUGGCUGCGGCUGGCGAGAACCCCAGCAAAGCACUGUUCGAGGGCCUUGUGGCCAUUGGCAGGAGGGACCUGGCUCAAAGCCUCAGGAAGAAAGCAAACGCAGACCCGAGCGCCCCUAGGCAGUGCACAGCCAUGUAGCCACCGCAGUGGGACCUCCGUGAGGGGCCACCGGAACAGAAGAUGACCACCAGCUGAGGACUGUUUGAAAGUCACUGUUAGCAGACCUCCAUCCAGACGCUUUGAAGACAGAGACUCGCGGUCAUGCAGAGACCAGAAUGGGAAUGUUUGUUCUUUUUGUCUGUUCUUGAAUUUGCUAUAGGGGGCAUGUGGUGACCUGAGAGAGAG
This is a messenger RNA of Tupaia belangeri chinensis (Chinese tree shrew), 1788 nucleotides long. RefSeq names its product ankyrin repeat and death domain containing 1A (gene ANKDD1A). Lineage: Eukaryota; Metazoa; Chordata; Mammalia; Scandentia; Tupaiidae. The coding region runs from base 1 to 1581 and encodes 526 amino acids. Gene Ontology annotation, molecular function: protein binding. Gene Ontology annotation, biological process: signal transduction. The record is from RefSeq and is a predicted model, not a curated record. The transcript is spliced from 16 exons.